This is a messenger RNA of Arachis ipaensis, 1765 nucleotides long. RefSeq lists its product as uncharacterized. Gene Ontology annotation, biological process: DNA transposition. Gene Ontology annotation, molecular function: DNA binding; transposase activity; zinc ion binding. The record is from RefSeq and is a predicted model, not a curated record. NCBI's taxonomy places the organism in Eukaryota, Viridiplantae, Streptophyta, Magnoliopsida, Fabales, Fabaceae.
UUUUUGAAGACACCACAGGGGGGGACAACUUCUUACUGCCAUUGGUUGGGAUCCAAACGACCAAAUGCUGCCCAUUGCAUAUGCGGUUGUAGAGGCCGAGACCAAGGACUCAUGGACUUGGUUCCUUAGUCAUCUUGCAACUGACAUUGGUGUUGAGAAGAUGGGAAGAACUACUUUCAUGUCUGACCAGCAGAAAGGUUUGUUGCCAGCAUACGAUGAUGUUAUACCAGGUGUGGAGAAUCGAUUCUGUGUGAGGCACCUAUACAGCAAUUUCAGGAAACGGUUUCCAGGGUUACAAUUGAAGCAACUAAUGUGGAGGUGUGCUAAGGCGACUCACUGGAGGGACUGGGAGAAGAACAUGGCCGAACUGAAAGCUGUGAAUCAGGAAGCCUAUAGGUACCUAAAUGCUAUCCCCCCUAGGUAUUGGUCUAGAUCUAGGUUUACCUAUAAUUCUAAAGUAGAUACACUGGUUAACAAUAUGUCUAAGAGCUUUAAUGCUGCCAUAGUUGAUGCUAGAGAGAAACCUAUACUUACAAUGUUAGAGGAGAUCCGGGUUAAACUGAUGACUAGGUGGGCAGAGAAUAGGGAUUUGGCUCAGAAGUAUGCAGGGACAAUCUUACCUAGGAUUAGAAUCAAGUUGGAGAGGAGGUCUAGAUCUGCUGGAGAAUGGCGUCCAUAUUGGUAUGCUGCUCAGAAAUAUGAGGUUAUGAAUGGGUUAGAUAAGUUUACUGUUGACUUAGGAUCCUCUGAGUGCUCUUGUAGAAGGUGGCAGUUGAGUGGAAUACCUUGUAUCCAUGCAAUUAGUUGCAUCAAGUUCAAAGGGCUUGAGUUGGAACCUUAUGUGGCUAACUGCUACAAGAGAGAAGCAUACUUGAGGUGCUACGAGGCAGUAAUUCACCCAUUGAACGGCCCUGACCUAUGGGAGAUUACACCACAUCCUGAUGUAAUGCCUCCCCCAUACAGAAGGCAUAGUCACAGGCCAGUCAAAAAAAGGAAGCCAGCUGCUGGAGAUGAAGAACAGAGCAGCCGCACUCACAUGUCCAGGAAGGGGGAGAAACAAAGGUGCUCUAUAUGUGGUGUUGUUGGACAUAAUAAAAGCAGAUGCCCUAAACCUAUUGAGAAUGAGGCCCAAAAUUCCAAGAAACAAAGCAAGAGCAAGCAAUCCAGGGGAAGCAACAACUCUAUCCCUCCAGCUGCUAAGGGAGGAAAGAAAAGUGCAUCUACACAGCCCACUCCCAAGCUCACUGUCAAGAGAAAAGUUGCUUUAGCAACACAGCCAACAAGCUCAGCCCAGUCCAACACUGUAGCACCGCCAAAAAGGCCUAGAAGCAGGCCCAAGGGGACCAUGAAGCCCACACCUUCAGCCCAACCUGAUCCACCAACUUCAUCAUCACAAUUAACCACCACUACUCUUCCAGCAUCUCAGCCAUCCUUUGCCAUAGCUUCAAGCCAACCCACUAGGCACUACUCUGUUAGCUUUACUGGAGGACCUCAUGUUUCUCCCAGGAAACUGAAGUUAAUGGCAAAGUUGCCUCUAAGAAAAUGGGGAUUGCUUUAGGGAAAUGACAACACUUAGCAUGUUGGUUUAUUUUGUUUUAAGUUUGUCUUAAGCUUCUGGUUAAUCCAGUGUGGACUUGUUGGUUGUACUGAAAUAUUAGCUUAUAUUUUGUUGCUGUGCUACUGUUGGUUGUAGUGAAAUAUUGGCUUGUUGCCGGCCAAUCCUUUUGAUGGUUAGGUUAUUUUGAGUUAAGUUUCUCUUAAGGUU